AAACAAUUUAAAGCAAAAUAAAGUUAAUUUUAGGUUUACUUUGUGAGAAAUCCGUUUAAAAUAAAAGAAACAUUAAUUUUAAACGGGUUUUUACGAAAACUCUCCUUUCUUAAGCGUUUCUUGCAGGCUGGGUUCUUCAAGAACCUUGAUAGGUAAAAGUGGGUUCAGUUGUUUGACGUUUUGUCCGAUUUCAAUGCGAGGUUCUUGUAAAAUAUCCGGAAUUUCCGUGUUUAUAGUGAAAUAGUAAAAGAUCUGAUGACAAUGUAAAGGUUUUUUAAUUAUUGUUUUAUUUAAUUUGCGUGCAAUAUAGGAUAGUGUAAUAAUUUAGUGCAAAAAUUAGUGAAAUUUAUGCUGUGAUCCAAAGAAAUUAUUUGAAUUAAUGGAAACCGACCAAAAUGAAACUCACCCAACCACUCAUUUCUGUCUGUCUAUUCAUUCUACUCACCGUUCUCCGUAACAUCCAAGGAGCAUAUGUCCCUCCAGGACCUCAAUACGCCUGUCCCAAGGAGAAGCUUCUGUUACAUCCUUGCAGCUGUGAUAUAGAGAGCGACCAGGGCAUCUACGUCAGUUGCAACAACACCAAUCUGGCCAGCAUGAGCCUGGCCCUGAACAAUCUGGCAACGUUUCAACUGCCUAUCGAAAGAUUGACACUUAACACUUGUCACGUUGCCCGAUUGUUCGGCAGCCUUUUGUACAAGCUCAAACUGAGGAUUUUAAGGAUAGAGGACACCCCCUUGGAAGCGGUGGAGGAUUUUACCUUCCUGGGGGUGAACAACAGCCUCAACGAGCUCCACAUCGUCAAUUCCAGUUUGGCCGAGUUUCCAACAGAGGCUUUUAAGAUUUUGGGAAAUUUAACAAUAUUAAAUAUAGACGGCCACAACUUGACUGAAUUACCGAAAAAUGCCUUUGUUGACAGCGAUAUGACAGGAAAAUUGCUGAGACUGCAUAUAGUAAAUGGCAAAUUGAAUACGCCACCCAUAGAAGCUUUACAGCAUCUUAGAAAACUGAAAACUCUAGAUUUGCAUGGCAACCAACUGAAGGAUCUGAAAAGGAACCAGUUCAAGGGACUUAGAGAUGUUGAAGUUUUGGAUUUAAGUUUUAACAACUUGACGAAAAUUGAUGGCACGCAUUUGGGAGAUUUAACCAAGAUGUCUUGGUUAAAUAUUUCUCACAACAGUAUAACAGAGCUCACAAGAGGAGCGUUUGCUAGAAAUACAGUCCUUAGAGUUCUAAACAUGUCAUCCAACAAAAUAAAAAAGCUAGAUUCAAACUCCUUCAGAGGAAUGAGGUUCUUGAGACGUUUAUUUCUGGCUGACAAUCUGCUUACUGACGUUGGUAGAGGUACCUUUUCAGCAUUGCAGAGGAUAGGAACUAUAGAUUUAGCCAGAAAUUUCUUGAAAAAAAUUGACUACCAGAUGUUCUUCCAGUUAAACUUUGCUGAGUUGGUAGAUGUAUCAGAAAACAACGUGACAGAAGUUCAAAAACUGGCAUUCAAAGACUUAUACCUGACUACCAUCAACCUAUCGAAAAACAACAUCAGCAAAAUUGAAAGUGGAGCUUUUGAAAAUUGUGCCAACAUGACCAAACUUGAUCUGUCAUUUAAUAGUCUGAAAACACUACCAAAGAAGGCUUUUGAUGAAACUACCUAUGCUACUGAAUUGCAGUUUUCUUAUAAUUAUUUCACCAGUUUUGAUCAGAUUCCUCUACAUAAUAUGACAGGUCUGAAAAUCUUGAACGUGUCCCAUAAUCUUAUAGAAAACGUACCAAAGAAGACUUUCCCUAAACUGUACGAACUACACACAAUAGACAUAUCCUACAACAACCUUUCAGAUAUCUUCAAUGCAGUGUUCCAGACAUUAUUCUCUUUAAGAACUCUGGAUUUAAGUCACAACUCUAUGACUUCGAUCAAGCCAAGUACCUUUGGACCACUACCUACUUUAUUGAAACUGGAUAUGAGUUAUAACCAGUUAGAAAACAUUGCAAAGAGUGCUUUCACAAGAUUGGCUAGUACCAGGGAGUUGAUUCUACACCACAAUAAUAUCAGUUCCUUGUUUAUCCUUCCAAUAUCAACCUCCCAUUUGGAUCUAUCCCACAAUAACUUUGAAGAACUGCCUUCAAAAUUAUGGCCUUCGAUGAACUCACUGUUAAAUCUGGACUUGAGUUUUAAUAAUCUCGGGGAUAGCUUGGAGCCGGGCAGUUUUAUGAACUUGCUAACGUUGCAGAGGUUGAAUUUGAGUUACAACGGUAUGACCCAACCACCUUGGGCUGCCAUAAGUGAGAUGACGUCUUUGCAGUACUUGUAUAUGCAGGGUAACAAUUUGACGAAACUGAACCGCAACGCUUUCGGCAAGAUGCCCGUCAUGUUCGAGCUGGAUCUAUCGGACAAUAGCAUCGACAACGUGACCGCCAAGGCGUUCGAGGGCUUGCUGCAACUGAUAAAGUUGAAAUUGAGUCGUAACGAUAUUACGGCCAUUCCGAACGGAGCGUUCCAAGGCUUGGUCGCACUCACCGAUCUGGAUCUGUCCGGUAACAGACUGGUCAAGCUGGACAACAAAACGAACGGGGUGUUCGAGGAGUGUCUGUCUCUGGAAAGGCUGAAUCUCAGUCAUAACAAGAUCACUUUCAUCACGAGGAAGAUGUUUCCAAGCAACCCCUACUACCCCUACAAAUUAAACGUCAUAGAUUUGUCCUACAACUCUAUUCCAGUGAUUACUCAUGAUCUAACAUUCGGUACUGGAAAACUGGAAGUACUCAAUAUGAGCCACAAUGCUAUAGCGGAUAUCAGAAAAAGUGUUAUUGGUAAUUUAACAAGACUUAGGACACUAGAUCUGUCUUACAACAAGCUCCAUGACAUAACAUCAGAUGUUGAAUUCUUCCGGUUACCAAAAAAUGUGUCUACAUUAUUUUUGGCCAUGAAUGAGUUAACUGAACUGCCAUGGAAUCACAUUAAAAACGUCUCAAAGAUGGAUUAUCUGGAUGUCAGCAAUAACCAGCUUCAAAAUAUUGUUCCUGAGAUGACUGAAAUGAUUAUAAAGGGUGCUAAAGUGAAUUUUGAAGGGAAUCCAUUGUAUUGUGACUGCUUCCUUCGGCCACUCUUACGUCAUUUCAAAAGUCAAUUGACCCUAGAUCCGGUAUUCAAGACUGUCAAAUGUGUAUCACCACCAUAUUUGGACUCGAAGAAUUUCUACGAAAUAUCCGAGGAACAGCUGACUUGUCCUUCAAAUGUCAACACUACCAGACUACUUGAUAGUCUUGAAGGAGAUUUUGGUGUGUUGUCUGACUUGAAAUUUAGAGAAUUGAGCAUCAAAAAGAACAUCCUUAGAGUAAAAUGGCGCAUCUUAAAACACGAUGACAUUGCUGACACGGCGGUCUACAUCCGUCAAAGCAACAACUCAGUGAACAUCCCCUUCCAAGCGUCGUUGCCAUAUUUCCAAAGAGUCCUGGAAAUUGACGUAAAGAACAAAUCUAAAAUAAAUUUAGACUCAGGAACGGAUUACGAGAUUUGUGUUUUGGCCAAAACUAGUCGAAACUUUUUGAGGAAAUUUUAUCCUGACCAAUGCAGAAAUUUGAAGGAUACGUUAAAUGGUGGGAGUACUUUUAGUACCGAUUUUCUUCUGUUUUAUAUGUCUUUGAUUAUAAUGUUUAGUAGAAUUUUUUGCUGAUCAAAGCGUCAGUUAUUUUUCUGACGUAUGUCGAAAAAAAACGGCGUCAUUGUGGCUUUUGAAACUAUAUAAUAAUUCUAGGCAUUUUUCCAUUUGAAUAUUAUAUGUAUAUUGGAAAUUAUUUAUGGUAAUUUUUAAUAAAUGAUUCUAGUAGUUGAAACAACAGGAAUUAUCAACAUAAAUUUUAAUUUCAAAAGCCACUUGGACACUUCUUUUUUCAUCGUUUGACAUUUUAAAAAUUAUUUAAAAAAUAUGUCUAUUUUUUGUGUCUUGAGAUCGUUUAAUAUUUUUUUUGAUAAAAUACUUAUAUGUAUUUCAUAAAUAAUUCAUGAUUAGAGAUAUGAAAUGUUAAUUUAUUUUACCAAAAUUGUUAUAAAUAAUGAUAAUAGCCAACUUGUGUGAUAAGUAAUG
Messenger RNA from Sitophilus oryzae (rice weevil), 4073 nucleotides. It is a transcript of the gene conv, whose product is annotated as protein artichoke. Lineage: Eukaryota; Metazoa; Arthropoda; Insecta; Coleoptera; Curculionidae. The coding region runs from base 396 to 3662 and encodes 1088 amino acids. The transcript is spliced from 16 exons. Gene Ontology annotation, molecular function: protein binding. The record is from RefSeq and is a predicted model, not a curated record.